Messenger RNA from Symbiodinium sp. CCMP2456, 3129 nucleotides. The record is from the annotation of a GenBank genome assembly. NCBI's taxonomy places the organism in Eukaryota, Dinophyceae, Suessiales, Symbiodiniaceae.
AUGGCAAAGCGCCCGGCCACCGCUGCGCAUGAAAGCAAACGGCAGCGGACGAGGCACAAGGAAACUUCGAAGAUUGGGCAAGACAAGCUCCUGCUCAGCUUCGACUGUCGUGGUGCUGCUGUGGACCCAUCGCUUGAGCCGGAGGAGCUCGUGGCCAGACUUCUCGCACCUUUGUCCCGGGAAGAGUUCCUGAAGCAGUGCUGGGCGGAGAAGGCCGUGGCUGUGCAUGGCCACCCGCGACGUUUGGCGCCAAUCAUUUCUCGGUUGUCAGACCUCGAUCUGGAGGCCAUGCUGCAGGAAAGCCCGAGUGACGUGGUUCAUGCCUGGCUCCGGGAUGGUCAGGAUGCAGCAGGCGGAGCGGCAAGCUCUGCGCUGAAAAGCGUGGCUGUGGACUCGGCAGCGGCAAUGGGACUCCGCGCCGCCAAGGCGGCGCUCUACUUUCGAGCCAACGAGGAACUGGAGACCUUGCUGGUCUCGCAGAUCUGCGCUGGCCUUGGCGCAGGUGCAGCCGGAAUGUACCCAGGUGAUGGCCGGCCGCGAGGGGAGAUCGAGACCUUCGUGGCCUCAGAGGGCCACGUAACUGGCUGGCAUACGGACUUUCAGCACAACUUCACCUUCCAGCUGAGGGGCGCGAAGCGAUGGCGAUUCAAAGCAGGGCCUGUCAAGAACAACGUGCGCGCACUGACGCCGCACUUCCAGACGCGGUCCAACUUUGAGCAGCAGAUGAAGCUGCAUUUGCUGAGCGACCCUACCGAACCGGAUUUCCGGCCGCCCGACGACUUCUUUGCUGACGCAGAGGAGGUAGAGCUGCACGCCGGAUCCGUGCUUUACCAUCCUGCUGGGAUUUGGCAUCAUGUGGAGUGCUUGGGCGAAGAGAGUAUCUCAAUCAACGUGUCGCUCUCCAUUGCCACCUGGGCUGACUUGGUCGGCGAUGCCGUGCGUCAGCUCCUCUGGGCUUCGCCUAGUUUGCGACAGCCUCUGGUCGGUUUGGACUGUGCGGAUCCAUCGCGUGUCCGACAAACAGUGGGCCAGAAGCUGAAGGAAGCAAAGCGGGUCUUCAACAAAUUGACAGCUGAAGACCUACUUUCCGCAGCUAUGCUCGAAGCGCCAAGGCUGCCCUCGCGCAUUCACCUGAGCAAGUCUCUGCUCGGAAAGGAUCUGCACGUUGAGCAGGCGCAGAGCUUCCGCUUCGGUCAGCUUGCCAGCCUGGUGGAGCUGGGAGACUCCGACUCGGAAGAGGAGGCGGAGGAGGAGCUCCCCAAGAACGCGAGGAGGUAUGCCUUGCAUAUCAACUUUGGCAACGAGGACGUGGGCUCGUGGAUUCGUGUGGUGCUCGUGGCCCCAAGCCCGGCCCUCCGCGCUGCGAUGGCAUGGCUUGGCAAGCAACAACUUGCCGCACGUGCUGGAGCCCGCAACAUCUCUUUCAAAGCCAAGGAGCUGGUCCAGGCAUCGGACCUGAGCUGGACGCAGACGACAAGGUGCUACGAUACUGUGGCUACAUCCACCUCGAGCCGUGACUCUGCCAACAGCGAGAGCCGUAAAGCCUACGGCGCCGGCCAUGGACCUCGAGAAGCAGAGGUUAGCAUUAGCAUUGCCGAGUUGCCGUUUGUGGGCUGGGGGGGGGGGAGGUCUGGAGGCUCCACGGAUUCAAAGAAAAAAGGUGAAGAGAAGUACAAGCCGGAGGAACCUGCGGCAGAUCCCACGGCCAGCGGGGAUGUUGCGCAGGUUGCAAAACCUCGACACCCACGCUUGAAGAAGGCUGCAACUCGAGCGCGGCUCGAGGAGCGCAGCACUUCACCUCGUCCCCCAGAUGCUGCAGACCACAAGGAGCCCACGGUUCCGGCCACUGAGGUGCGUCCUUGCGACAGCUGUGGUGAGAUGAGAAAAACAACCAACUUUUCCCGUGGAGACGAGUCCCAAUGGCUUUGUGCCGCUUGCCAGCUCACCAACGGAGGUCUGGCCUUCGGCGCAAGACAAAAGCAGAAAAGGCUCAAUGCGACCUCAGCGUUGAAGCCUCAACCUGUGUUUAGACGGCAGAAUAGUGACAAGCAGCUCAGGAGCAAGCUGAGUGUUUUCUCGGAUGAUGACAGCGAACACAGAUCAAACAUUGGAAGGGAGAGAAGGCGUGGCAGAUGUAAGACCAACAAUAACGAUGCCGGUCUAGCGGCGAGCAACAGCCUGGCACCCCCCGAUGCUGACAGCGGCACGCCGCAGAGAAGAGCAAAGCUCAUGCGGGCGAAUACUGCGAACCUCAGCGGUAUUGGCAAGGGGAGCACCGUCAGCAGCGAAGGGAGCCAGGCCAUGGAAGCGAAGGAAGUCUUGACUAGCGUCAAAGAGCCCAAAGCCGGUGAGCAUCGGAAGAAGGCACCUGAGAAGCCUGGGUCGGCAGAGCUUUCCGACGGAGAGGGCGUCAAGGUGCCACCGCUGCCUCAGCGGACGUUGCCUGGCGGCUUCACGGUAGGCGAAAGAGCGGUGACGCUCAUUUCUAGAGAGGCACAGAAUCAGACGCUCAUCAUGGAAUUGGGCCAAGAGGGGAACAUUGUCGGUGCAGUGGAGCGUCGCUUCGGAGGCGAGGUCGACCUCCGCCUGCUAGUCCAGUUUCCUCGUGGAGUCUGUUGGUGGCUCUCGCCGCUCCAGAUCAGUCAGCCUGCUCAAUUUGGCGCAGCGCGCGCUGCGGGAAUAUUUGGAUUCAACUGGGGUAGCCGGGUGAAGUCUCUAGUGACUUUGCUGAACCCGCCCUCCGAGCAGCCACACCAGGAGUUGUGGCUGGGCGAUGAGGGUACGGUAGUCGGCCCAUCCGUGGUCAAAGGUAAGCUCGCUGUCCGCUUUGACAACGGCAUCGGCGAGUGGAGCAUAUGGCCCUGCCUCAUUUGCAAAACGGAGGCCUACGAGGAGACCAUCCAGGAAAAGGUCCAGGGUUUUGCUCGGGGCGACCGCGUCCGAAGCUUGGGCCAAGUCUUCGGCUCUCGCAGCUUUGAUGAGACCAGGCUAGCGGUGGCAGAAGGAGAAGAGGGCACCGUCGUCGGACCUGGUCAUGCUGCUGGCAAGGUCCUGGUGCACUUCGACGCUGACGAUCGAGUCUGGAGUCUGGAUCCGAAACAGCUGGAAUCUACAUCGAGCUGCAUAUAG